Seminavis robusta is the source of this 1590-nucleotide messenger RNA. NCBI's taxonomy places the organism in Eukaryota, Bacillariophyta, Bacillariophyceae, Naviculales, Naviculaceae. The record is from the annotation of a GenBank genome assembly.
CCUUUUCUUUAGAUCUUCGAUCUUUUUGUUGUUGUUUGGUUGAUGGCGUCAUUGGGAGCGUCAACCAAAACAUCAGCAUUCCGUCCAUGCCCACAACCCAAAACAUAUAACAAAAGCAGUGCGAAAGCUAAGACAGGUUGAUGAAGUUGUCCACCUCGUUGUUCCUCGUCGCCACAGCAGCGGCUGCAAAAUGGUCGGUUUCCGCGUUUGGAUUGACCCACCCACUGGCCGCCAACCAUGGAAGACAGACGUGUGAGUUCAGUGUCAGCGUUUCCAUGGCGAAGGAGGAUGUCGGUGCGGACGAUGGUUUCUCCCGCCGAGACUUCUUAGCUGCUACGGCUGGUACUACUGCAGCUACGGCUGGUCUGUGGACGCCCUCUUCAGCGCUGGCAGCAGACGAUGCAGCUGCAACCUUGAAACUACCUCCCCUAGGUCUAGGUGCCUGGGCUUGGGGAGACAGUUUCUUUUGGGGUUACGAUAAGAAAGAAGACCAGGAACUCCAACGAGUCUUUGAUUAUGCCGUGGCAAACUCCAAGACAUCAACCACUUUGUUUGAUACGGCUGAACUCUAUGGCUUUGGACGUUCAGAGUCACUCUUGGGCGAGUUUUCCAAGAGUAUACCAGAGGGCAAACAGGUUCAGAUUGCCACCAAGUUUGCCGCACUUCCCACCAGAACCAAGCCGGAAAACGUUCUCAAGGCAUGUGAAGCUUCUCAAAAGCGAUUGGGAGGCCAACCAAUUGACUUAUACCAGAUACACUUCCCAAACGCCUGGUCCAAUGAAGAGUAUUGGGAUGGGCUGGCAGAAGCCUAUGAAAGAGGAUUGGUGAAGGCCGUGGGGGUGUCAAACUAUGGUGUGGAUGCUACAAGAGCCUGUCAUGCCGCAUUGGCCAAGCGAGGAAUACCACUGGCUAGCAACCAAAUCCAACUGAGCCUUUUGUACACACAUCCGUUGCAAAAUGGGCUGAUGGAAACUUGCCGAGAACUGGGAGUCCAGGUGCUCUCGUAUUCUCCCCUGGGAUUGGGUAUGUUGACGGGAAAGUACACACGCGACAAUCCUCCAAAAGGACCCCGCAAAAAGUUGUUUGAUCGGCUACAGGAUACACCGGACUUUGCCAAUUUGUUAACCGUCAUGGAUCAGGUGGGAUCGCAACAUGGCAGCGCUACCAAGGCACAGGUUGCCAUCAACUGGGCUCGGGCCAAGGGGUCGAUCCCAAUUCCAGGUGCCCGGACAGUUCGACAAGUUCAGUCGAAUUAUGAUUCAUUGGAUUGGUUACUAUCAAAAGAAGAAGAACAGAUACUGGAUGAAGCGGCCGAAAAGGUUACUAGCUUUGUGCAACCAUCUGAGGGCCCCUUUCCCAAGAAAGAUGUCAACACUGGGUUGAUAAUGUUUGAUUCAUAACUGAAAAAUCAAAAAUAAGCUUGCUUGCUGCCUGCAGUAGUGUUAUCGCUGGUUAGUACAGCGGAUCCUCUAUGGAAAACUACUAACAUUCACCUUUUCAGGACUACUGGGAUCCAAACGCUGGACUGAGCAGCAGCCAGAUGAGCUUUGCUUCCAAAGGGACAGGGAGAGUCGAGUGGAUGCUCCUUCC